CGGCGUUCACGUGACACGCCGCGUCCCUCCGACUUCACGUGACAGAGAAGCAAAACAUGGCGGACGCGGACGCUGCGAAGUGCCUGAGCGGCCUGCUGAGUGGGAUCGCCCAGCGGCUCUAUCACAACAACGCGGACAUCACGGAGGAGCUGCUGCAGCGCGAGCUGUACGGCGAGCUGCCGCGCGAGGAGUUCACGGUGCUGCACGAGAGGAUGAAGGGCCUCCUCAAGUCCAUCGCCGCGGCCGACAUGGACCACGCCCAGCUGGAGGCCUUCCUCACGGCCCAGACCCGGAGGCAGGGCGGCGGGGGGGUGACCGCCGCGCAGGCCGCCGCCCUCUCGCGCUUCUGGAAGAGCCAGCGGGUCCGUGUGAGGGAGAGCCUGCUGGCUCAGAGCCGCUGGGAGCCCGGCCUCAGGGGCCUCUCCUGGAGGGUGGACCUCCAGACCGCGGUCGGCCGGGGGGGCGCGGACCACGGCGGCCCCGUGGGCCUCAUGGAGCUGGAGCUGGGCAGAGCCGGACAGGACUCGGAGUUCGUGUGUCUGGAGUUUGACGAACUCAAAGUCAACCAGCUGCUGAAGAAGAUGGCCGACAUCCAGGAGAGCGUGGACAGAAUCGCCCACCGCACCUGAAACGAGAGGCGGAGUCUGAAACGAGAGGCGGAGUCUGAAACGAGAGGCGGAGUCUGAACGGAUCCAACGCCGCGUCUCCCCACAGACUCAAGAGAGGACCUCAAAGGGACAGCUCGGAUUUAUAAUUAUUUUAUUUUUUAAGUUAACUAACUAACCGGCAGCUCUGGCAGUGGAACAAAGAUGACCUCACUUCCCCGUCCGAAAGAGCCGGAAAAUAUUCUAAUUACAGCGUUCUAAACCCGUCUGGUUCUCCAGACUCCAUCUGAGUAGUAAAACACGGACUAUGGAGAAGAACCUCGGGCCUUCAUACCAUCUGAACUGUGUCUUAUUUUGUUGAUGGACCAGAAGUUCAGUUUUAAGCGCCCGUGAAGGAUGAAGGUUCCUCUCUGAGCGGAGCAGGAAAAACAGCGUGGCCCUUUAAGAGAGAGAAGAUGAGGUCGUUGAAGGUUUUGCACAUGAAGUCGAUUCGAUCUUCACCUUUCACAUCUCAGCGUUAGCACGAUUUAACGUGCUAACGCUAGCAUAUUUAAUUUAAUAUGACUUUAUUCAACACUUGGUACCGAGGAGAACUUGUGCCAACCCAGAAAACUAUUAAAAUGUUAAAUAUAAACCACCGGGCCGAGGCUGCCAACUGGUUCGAUUGUUUUUUUUUAUAAUAUUUUUUUCGUGGUAAUUUACAAAGCUGGUUAUUUAUCGAAAAAUCUGUUUACAAAUUCACGUGAAUAAAAAAAAAAAUAAUUCAAUCAACAAGGCGGCGUGUUUUUUCCAUCGUGCAGACAUAUUCAGACGGAUAAAAGUUUAGACGAUAAAAGUUUAAAAGUUAAACCUGUUGCCAUAACAACUGUCACUCAUUCCUUUCUUACUGCCAGUACAAACCUCGCCUACAAAAUACACAAUGUAGAUCAUAUCUUUUUGAAUAAUAAUAACAAUAAAAUGCUGAAAUCAGCCCAAUAAUCAGUAAAGUUUGAACCAUAAACCCCCUCACACACACACACACACACACACACACACACACCCCCAAAGCCCCAAACAUGUUCAGACAUUAUUGUAAUAUUCAAAAAUGUUCUUUCAUACAGAUUUGUGCCAAAGGUCAGUUUUAUUGUCGCCCAGCCAUAAAUGCAACGAUAAUGUAAUCUCUCUCUCUUCGGUAAACGGGGGUUAAAAGCUUCGGGCUGCAGAGACGUUUGUUUUAAUACGCUUUUGAAUUGAACAAUAUAAAACUAAAUAUCAUUGAAUCGGCCAAAUGAACUGAGCAGAUCAUAAUUAUGUUUUGUUAUGUGUCACAACUAUAUUUCUAUAAUUUUUUUUGUUCAAGUAAAGUGUUCACAGCAGGUUCAAUAUAAUAAAGGACAUGCUGCGUAA
This is a messenger RNA of Cyclopterus lumpus (lumpfish), 1991 nucleotides long. RefSeq names its product copper metabolism (Murr1) domain containing 1 (gene commd1). The transcript is spliced from 3 exons. Lineage: Eukaryota; Metazoa; Chordata; Actinopteri; Perciformes; Cyclopteridae. Bases 57 to 629 code for a protein of 190 amino acids. Gene Ontology annotation, biological process: positive regulation of protein ubiquitination; regulation of proteasomal ubiquitin-dependent protein catabolic process; copper ion homeostasis. Gene Ontology annotation, cellular component: endosome. The record is from RefSeq and is a predicted model, not a curated record.